CACGACAUUCUCAACAUGGUUGGAGAGAAUCUGAAACGCUCAUACCCUGGGCAUCCACCCAUAUCCAGGAAGAUCGCUCGGGUUGAUCACGGGUCGGCAUAUCAGAGCAACGGACAGACUUCAAACCCUAGUUCCAGACGGUCAUCGAUCUCGCAACCACAUCCGCCAGAGAAGACUGGCUACAACACUCCCCGGUCGCGAUCGCCUGUUAAAAACGGCAACACCGACUCUCAUCAUAACAUGGAGGGUCUGCCCAAAACACUUGAGAGGUUCAUAGUAACCAUCUCCAAGCAGAACCAGGCCGAUCAGCAUCUCAAAAAUGUCGAAGCGGUCUAUGAAAACAUGCUUCCAAGACACAAAGACUUUCCCGCCAUAAGUACUCAACAAACGACUCGAUUGGAUCAAGCGCAGAGAGAUCAUGAAGCCACCACUUCGCAGACCGCAGAGGCUACUAAUCUAUUGCUGGAAGCUUUGAGUGGAUAUUUUCCCGAGCAAGCAGGAUCAGCCUCGCACCAAGACUGCAUCUCUCGUUCAGAGUUCCGCAGUUUCAAAGAUCAGUUCCACGCAGGAAUGCAGGAGCUAGAAGAACUCCGCGCAGAGAACCAUGAUCUGAAGAGCAAGUUGGGGAAACAGGAGUUUCUUUUAAACCGCGAAAUAAAUUCCGCCAAAAGUNCCGAAGAUCGUCUUGUCAAACUCGAGCAAGACGAUCGUAGAGACAGGUUGAGCUAUGGAACUCGAUUCUCUACCUUGGAAGUGGAGAUGGAGAAGAAUAAGACAAGACACAAGGAGACAACUCAGUUCGUCGACGCCCUAAAAGACAACUCGGAGACUUUGGCUACCACUCGCAAAGAUCUACAGGAGCUAAAUCAGCAAUUUACCAUUCUGUCUAGCACUCCUGCGGUUUCUAGCACGAUCCCAACUCCUGCUCUACAAGAACUCGAACUCAGACUCAAAGCAACCGAGCGAUUAGUGGAAGUAGUGAAAAACGAUGCCACUGAGAAAGACGAGGCCUUCGGCGAUCAACUGGAUGCGAUGCAAUCGGGGCUAGACCAGGUACAAGUCAACUUGGAUAAAUUGCAAGCCAAUAUCAAAGACGAACUUCCUGAGAAACGAGGCCUAACAGAAGAAGACCUGCAGAACCUCGAUGCAUGGAAGGAAUUGGGGACUAGAAUCAAGGACCUCGCUUCAAAGAACGAACUAAGCGCAAAUACCACACGACUCGAGGAACUAAAUCAAAGGAUGAAGACCGAAUUGGAAGCCUCGAUCACCGAGAUCAGGCCUCAACUGGACUACAUUAGCAGAACCAUCGAGAAUCACAUCGAUCUGCUUCAAAGGCAUGAAGUUCGCUUCAAUUCAGUCACCACGGACGAGCUGGUCAGAAUGAUGGAGAAUCAAUGGCGUGCUGCCUACGGCCUACCUGUGGAAUUGAGAGGGCUAGUUGACCGCUACAAGCAAUUCGAAGCCAUGACCAUAAAGAGCUACCAAGACGUGAACAAGAAGGUCGCCGAGACGAAUGGAAGGACAACACAUCCAGAUCAUUUCGCCAUGGUUCUAAAGAUCCGUCUCGCGCGCUUCGGCAAGCGUCAUGCGCCCUUUNACAACAUCGUCGUCGCCCACGCCCGAACCGCACGCGGCAGCAAACCCCUCGAAGUCCUCGGCACAUACGACCCCAUCCCAAAAACGCCCACCGACGGCAACGAGACGGCGAAAAAGUUCAAGGACAUCAAGCUCGACAUUCACCGCGCAAAGUACUGGUUGNGUGUGGGUGCUCAACCGAGCGAGCCCGCUUGGAGGUUGCUUAGCAUGAUUGGCCUCAUGGAGCCAAAGUUCAGGCUAGGACAGGAGAUCAAGAAGGAGGGCGCUGUCGCAUGA
This is a messenger RNA of Aureobasidium uvarum, 1872 nucleotides long. Lineage: Eukaryota; Fungi; Ascomycota; Dothideomycetes; Dothideales; Saccotheciaceae. The record is from the annotation of a GenBank genome assembly.